This is a messenger RNA of Paramecium pentaurelia, 523 nucleotides long. The record is from the annotation of a GenBank genome assembly. NCBI's taxonomy places the organism in Eukaryota, Ciliophora, Oligohymenophorea, Peniculida, Parameciidae.
AUGUUUGAAUAUUAUGCAAUAGGAAAAGAAUCGAAUAAAAUUCAUGAUAUACAUAAGUAUCUUUUGGCUCUUUGCAAUAAAAAAAUGGUUGAAAAACUCGCAAAAACCUAAAAUAAAUAGUAAAGAGUUAGUACUUCUAAUGAAUAAAAAAUAAGACCUUCAAUUAGUUAUCGUCCUAAAGAAAAAUGUAGAGUGUCAUAAUAUUGUAGAUCCAACUUUAAUAGGAGCUCAAUAUAAAUAUUUUAAAGCCCAACCAAAAAGGAAACAAAUUUAUUUAAGCACACUUUAAAAGGAUCAAUCUGAAUCAACUCCGAGAUUGAAAGCUAAUUCUAUUAUUUAAGAAUAAAAAAUUGAAAAUUAAAUGAAUUCUGCUCGAGCCAUUCAGACAGCAUAUUAGCAAAAUGAAAGAGAUGUAUCGAGUUAAAAAGCAGAGAAAUCUCCUAAAAACUACUACUUACCUAAAUGUGAUAGUAAUUGGAUAAUUCAUUUAAAAAAUAUCAGGUCAAGAUAAGAAUAAUUAUGA